Pyrus x bretschneideri (Chinese white pear) is the source of this 817-nucleotide messenger RNA. RefSeq lists its product as uncharacterized. Lineage: Eukaryota; Viridiplantae; Streptophyta; Magnoliopsida; Rosales; Rosaceae. The record is from RefSeq and is a predicted model, not a curated record. The coding region runs from base 76 to 645 and encodes 189 amino acids. Gene Ontology annotation, cellular component: intracellular anatomical structure. The transcript has 3 exons.
CAAACACAGAUCACAAUCGAAUACAGUGGCUGUUGUCAGAGGAAGACGAAGAGUUUAGAGAUCCCAAGAAGCAACAUGGGAACUGCAUCAGAGAUUGUAGCUAAACUGAAACUGAAUCCCCACCCUGAAGGUGGCUUUUAUUUCGAAACUUUCAGAGACACUUCCAUUGCCCUGCCUUUGUGUCAGCUUCCCCCAGACUACAAGGUUGAGCGCCCUGUGAGUUCAUCUAUCUACUUCUUGCUGCCGUCUGGGAGUGUAUCUCGCCUUCAUCGUAUACCAAUGGCAGAAACCUGGCAUUUUUAUGUCGGAGAACCCAUUACGGUUGUGGAGUUGGGGGAAGACGGGAAAGUCAAGUUAACCUGCCUCGGACCCAAUUUGGGAGAGGAUCAGCAACCCCAGUACACAGUGCCUCCAAAUGUGUGGUUUGGUUCCUUCCCAACAAAGGACUACAGCAUUUCACCAGAAGGGGCAUUGCUCAAAGCUGCUCCAAGGGAUGCCGAGACUCACUACUCUCUCGUGGGAUGUACUUGUGCACCUGCCUUUCAGUUCCAGGAUUUCGAGUUGGCAAAACGCUCCGAUCUUCUUCCCCUUUUUCCUGGUUACGAGGCUCUCAUAACGCUGCUUACUUUCCCUGAAGAAGCAUAGGUAUUUGCUGCUGUAAUGUUAUGAUCGUAUUAGCUCAAUGUUCAUUCUGAGUUUUUUCAUGUUUAUGGAUUCGAAGCGACCGAAUGUUUGAACAUCGUGUCACAUACUUAUAUGUUAAUGUAAGAUAAAUAAGUGCAGAAUAAGUGAAUCACGAUACCAAAUUAACUACUAA